Dromiciops gliroides (monito del monte) is the source of this 3597-nucleotide messenger RNA. It is a transcript of the gene PTPN4, whose product is annotated as protein tyrosine phosphatase non-receptor type 4. The record is from RefSeq and is a predicted model, not a curated record. Gene Ontology annotation, cellular component: cytoplasmic side of plasma membrane; cytoplasm; cytoskeleton. NCBI's taxonomy places the organism in Eukaryota, Metazoa, Chordata, Mammalia, Microbiotheria, Microbiotheriidae. Gene Ontology annotation, biological process: protein dephosphorylation. Gene Ontology annotation, molecular function: cytoskeletal protein binding; protein tyrosine phosphatase activity.
UUGGGAUACCACACCUCCUGGUUUUCAUCCUGCCUAUCAAACUACUGCUACUCAGUCUCUUUUGCUGGAUCCUCAUCCAGGUCAUGCCCACUAAAUACCCUGUGUGGACAGUAAUGACCGCACGCUUCCGAUUGCCAGCUGGCAGAACUUACAAUGUACGAGCAUCCGAGCUGGCACGAGACAGACAACAUACAGAGGUGGUCUGCAAUAUCCUUCUCUUGGAUAACACUGUUCAAGCUUUCAAAGUCAAUAAACACGAUCAGGGACAAAUUCUGUUGGAUACAGUCUUCAAACAUCUUGAUUUAACUGAAAGAGAUUAUUUUGGUUUACAAUUGGCUGAUGAUUCUACGGACAACCCAAGGUGGCUGGAUCCAAACAAACCAAUAAGGAAGCAGUUAAAAAGAGGAUCUCCUUACAGUUUGAACUUGAGAGUCAAAUUUUUUGUAAGUGAUCCCAACAAGCUACAAGAAGAAUAUACAAGAUACCAGUAUUUUUUGCAAAUUAAACAAGACAUUCUUACUGGAAGAUUGCCCUGCCCUUACAAUACUGCUGCCCUUUUGGCCUCCUUUGCUAUUCAGUCUGAAUUGGGAGACUAUGACCAUUCAGAAAACUUGCCAGGCUACCUCUCUGAUUAUUCUUUCAUCCCUGGUCAGCCUCAAGACUUUGAAAAAGAAAUUGCUAAAUUGCAUCAGCAACAUAUAGGCUUAUCUCCUGCAGAAGCAGAAUUCAAUUAUCUCAACACAGCUCGAACCUUAGAACUAUAUGGAGUUGAAUUGCACUACGCAAGGGAUCAAAGUAAUAAUGAAAUUAUGAUUGGUGUAAUGUCAGGAGGAAUACUAAUUUAUAAGAACAGGGUACGAAUGAACACCUUUCCAUGGUUGAAAAUUGUAAAAAUUUCAUUUAAAUGCAAGCAGUUUUUUAUUCAACUUAGGAAAGAAUUGCAUGAAUCUAGAGAAAUAUUACUGGGAUUCAAUAUGGUGAAUUAUAGAGCAUGUAAGAAUUUGUGGAAAGCAUGUGUAGAACAUCACACAUUUUUCCGUUUGGAUAGACCACUGCCACCUCAGAAGAAUUUUUUUGCACAUUAUUUUACGUUGGGUUCAAAGUUCCGAUACUGUGGGAGAACAGAAGUCCAGUCUGUACAAUAUGGAAAAGAAAAGGCAAACAAAGACAGGGUAUUUGCAAGAUCCCCAAGUAAACCUUUGGCACGGAAAUUGAUGGAUUGGGAAGUAGUGAGUAGGAAUUCAUUGUCUGAUGAAAGAUUAGAAACUCAAAGUUUACCGUCACGAUCUCCACCUGGAACACCAAAUCAUCGCAACUCUGCAUUUACACAAGAGGGAACACGACUACGACCAUCUUCAGUUGGACACUUGGUAGACCAUAUAGUCCACACCUCUCCAAGUGAAGUUUUUGUGAAUCAUAGAUCUCCAUCAUCAACACAGGCUAAUAGCAUCAUUCUGGAAUCAUCACCAUCUCAAGAGACUUCUGAAGAUGGGCAGCCUCCUGCAUUACCACCCAAACAAUCUAAGAAGAACAGUUGGAACCAGAUUCAUUUCUCACAUUCCCAACAAGACUUGGACAACCAUAUUAAUGAAGCAUUUGAUGUUCCUGCUUCACCUGAAAAUUCUACCCCAAUGGGUGGUAUUCCUCAGGAUAAUCUUGUUCUAAUCAAAAUGAAACCUGAUGAGAAUGGAAGGUUUGGAUUCAAUGUAAAGGGUGGAUAUGAUCAGAAGAUGCCUGUGAUAGUUUCUCGUGUAGCUCCAGGAACACCAGCUGACCUCUGUGUCCCUCGAUUGAAUGAAGGGGAUCAAGUUGUACUAAUUAAUGGCAGGGACAUCGCAGAACAUACCCAUGAUCAAGUUGUCAUGUUUAUUAAAGCUAGCUGUGAGAGACACUCAGGGGAACUUGUGCUCCUAGUUCGACCCAAUGCUGUAUAUGAUGUGGUAGAAGAAAAAUUUGAGAAUGAACCAGACUUCCAGUAUAUCCCUGAGAAAUCCCCACUGGAUGGUGUCCAUCAAAAUGAUAACGCCUUGAGGGAAUCGAUGAUCCAACUUGCUGAGGGUCUUGACAGUGGAACAAUCCUUACACAGUUUGAUCAACUCUAUAGAAAAAAGCCUGGAAUGACUAUGUCUUGUGCCAAAUUACCUCAAAAUAUUUCCAAAAAUAGAUACAGAGACAUUUCGCCUUAUGAUGCUACACGAGUCAUUUUAAAGGAUAAUGAUGACUACAUCAAUGCAAAUUAUAUAAAUAUGGAAAUCCCUUCUUCCAGCAUUAUAAAUCAGUAUAUUGCUUGUCAGGGGCCAUUACCAAACACUUGUACAGAUUUUUGGCAGAUGACUUGGGAACAAGGUUCCUCCAUGGUUGUAAUGUUGACAACACAAGUGGAACGAGGCAGAGUAAAAUGUCACCAGUAUUGGCCAGAACUCACUGAAAGUUCGUUGUACGGGGAUUUCCAGGUCACCUGCCAUUCAGAAGAAGGAAAUUCUGCCUAUGUCUUCAGAAAUAUGACACUAUGUAACUUAGAGAAAAAUGAGAGUCGUCAGCUCACCCAGAUUCAGUAUAUAGCCUGGCCUGACCAUGGAGUCCCUGAUGAUUCAAGUGACUUUCUCAAUUUUGUCUGUCAUGUACGAAAUAAGAGAGCUGGCAAAGAAGAGCCUAUCAUUGUUCAUUGCAGUGCUGGGAUUGGACGAACGGGGGUUCUUAUCACUAUGGAAACAGCUAUGUGUCUCAUUGAGUGCAAUCAACCAGUUUUAUCACUAGAUAUUGUAAGGACAAUGAGAGAUCAAAGAGCCAUGAUGAUUCAAACACCUGUAAUCAAAUACAGAUUUGUUUGUGAAGCUAUUCAGAAGGUUUAUGAAGAAGGAUUUAUUAAACCUUUAAAGUACAUAGUUGCAUAAAUAGAGAAACAAAAAGGGCUGGGAUCUUUGUUGAAACAUUCUUGUCGUUAUAAUAGAACUGGCUGUCGCCACCGCUGACACGCCAUGAUACUACUUAUAGACAAUGGCAAGCAAAGAACAAUGAAGAAUUGACAAAAGACUUCGUAAAUUCAGCACUGUUGAACUUUAUUAUUGGAAAAAAAAAGUCAGUCUCUCAAACUCUAUAACUCUUACUUUUAAAGACUUUAUUUCAUUCUUUGCUCCGAACACAAAGAAAAAGAUGAAUGAACUUAAAUGGGUUCAGAGUAAUUUAUGAAACGUCAUGGUUAAUGACUCAUCCAGUCCUCUUCUGGUUGAACUCUGCUAAAAAAACAAGGCUCAGAAUUCUUACCAUCUGUGUUACACACCUGCAUCUUGAAAAACAAAAAUAAGUAAACAUCAGACAUUAGCCACAGUUUUCUCCAGUGUUUCAUAUAUUUACAGUGUACUGUUCUUUUUUUUUAAGACAUUAGCAAUUAUUCUGAAUAUUAGCCAAUACACUGCUAUUGAUGUGGCACAUUUUACCCAACACUCCCCCAAAAUAGAUUUGCUGGUUAUUAGGGGGGGAAUGGAAUUUUUCUUUUGUUAGGAAGAUGCCCAUUUUCCAGCAUCUUACAAAAAGUAUGAUAUCAACCUACAGAGGCUUUGCCAUGGAUAACAUGGCACGUCUCAGUCCAUAAAAUUG